UAGACGUCACCUCCCGUAUUUCCACUGUCAUUACGUAUUCAUAUUUCCAGCUGAAGGGCAGGUAAAUAGAUUAUAUCAUAAGCGUGAUUGCCCUUCAUGUGUUCUUUAUUCAAAUAUGCCGGAUUGCUGUUCAGUUUUUACUUGCUCUAAUCGAGCUAAUCGAGAAAAGGAUAAAGGCUAUUAUAGGAUACCGAAAGGAAUUCUCCAUAAAGGGGAAACAUUAAAAAAACUAACAAAAAGACGUCGUGAAAAGUGGCUCAGAAACCUUUCAUUGUCCUCGAAAGGUAUCGAAAGCCCCCAUGCUCGCGUAAAUGGUGAACAUUUUGUUAAAGGUCGUCCAAGCAAUGUCUACGACGAACACGACGUUGAUUGGGCUCCUACACUUAAAUUGGGUCACCAGAAAUUAAAACCUAUUCGUGAAAGUGCCAUUAAAAGAAACGAUCGGAACAAAAAGCGAUACCUUAAACGACGCCAUUCCGAAGCAGCCGUUGCCCUCCUUGAUUUACAAAAGCUGGCUCGACUGGAGUCUAACGUCCAUCAAGAACAUGAACACCCAGGAGAAAAUAACUUAUAUUUACAACAAAAGUCAAAUAUCAACCAUGCUGAAUGCCAGACUGAAAGACAGGUUCAAUAUGUAGAGUGCCAAACAGACCUAACAGUCAACUAUUUAAAGUCAAUGGAAGAAGACAUAAAGAGAUGCAACGAGGAAAUAUGCACACUUAAAGAGAAAGCCCUUGAAGCACUAAUCAGUAGAAGAAGCUUUGAAAAGGAUAAUGACAAGACCAAGUUUUACACUGGGCUGCCAAACUUCCUGGUACUAUAACAAGUUUUCAAUCUUUGUGAACCCUUUAUAACACAUACGACAAGAUCUUCUUCGGGAAAGUUUGAGCAAAUACUUUUGGUUCUGAUGAGAUUGAAAUUAAAUCUUCUACUACAGGAUUUAGCUUACAGGUUUGGAGUAUCAUGCUCCACAGCAUCAAGAAUUUUUCACAAAAUUGUUACCAUCAUGCAUCAAAGACUCCAGUUUCUUGUGGAGUGGCCAAGCAGAGAAACAUUGUGGGCAACUAUGCCUAUGGAUUUUAGAAAGUCCUUUGGAUGCAAAGUUGCUGUUGUACUAGACUGCUUUGAAGUUUUCAUUGAGCGACCAUCAAAUUUAUUAGCUCGUUCCCAAACAUGGUCUAAUUAUAAACAUCAUAAUACUGUAAAAUUUUUGAUCGGAAUUGCUACACAAGGAGUUGUGACCUUCAUCUCAAGUGCUUGGGGAGGAAGAGUGAGUGACAAACAAUUAACUGAAGCUAUUUUGGACAAUUUAUUACCUGGAGAUGUUGUUCUUGCUGAUAGAGGUUUUAACAUUGAGGAGAGUGUUGGGCUUUAUUGUGCUUCAUUGAAAACACCAGCAUUUACAAAAGGGAAAACACAGUUAUCACCAUAUGAAGUGGAAGAGACCUGAAAAAUUGCAAAUAUAAGAAUACAUGUUGAAAGGGUGAUAGGACUGGUUCGUAGAAAGUACCAAGUUCUUCAAAGUGGUGCUCUUCUGAUAGAGUACAUGUACAAAAAACCUGGCAAAGUACAAUCAGUAAUUGAUAAGAUAGCAGUCAUAUGUUGUGCUUUAACUAAUUUAUCUCAAUCUGUAGUCCCUGUGGAGUAAAACAAUAGUCCCUAAAAUUGAAAACUUUGAGAGCAACAUGGAAGAAACAUCUCCAUCUAUUUUAUUAAUAAACAUCUUCAUCUGUUUAACUAAAACUUUUGAUAUAUUUAUUGCUACUUGAUGGCUAGAGCAAUGUUUGUUAUAAAUAUAAUGCCAUCUUUAAGUUUA
This is a messenger RNA of Xenia sp. Carnegie-2017, 1816 nucleotides long. RefSeq lists its product as uncharacterized. The record is from RefSeq and is a predicted model, not a curated record. Bases 116 to 823 code for a protein of 235 amino acids. Lineage: Eukaryota; Metazoa; Cnidaria; Anthozoa; Malacalcyonacea; Xeniidae. The transcript is spliced from 3 exons.